Messenger RNA from Lolium perenne, 1779 nucleotides. RefSeq lists its product as uncharacterized. The record is from RefSeq and is a predicted model, not a curated record. NCBI's taxonomy places the organism in Eukaryota, Viridiplantae, Streptophyta, Magnoliopsida, Poales, Poaceae.
CUCGCCGACCUCCUCCGCUUCGCUUCCUCCUCUCCGGCGCACCGCCAUGGCCUCCUCGUCGUCCAGCCCAAGCUCAUCCUCCUCCUCGGAACCUAGUUCCUCCUCCUCACCGCCGGUGCAGGCCGACUUGGUGGGUGGCGGCUGGGAGCCUGCACCCGCGCCCCCGUUGGCCAUGUACACUCGGCCUCCACGUCCUCGGGGACGUGGUCGGGGCCUAGGUCCUCGCUACCACCCGAGGGCCAGCCUCCCCUACUACUCGCCGGACUUCACCGCGGCCCCCAGACCUGCUCCUCGACCUCACCUGCUCCUCGACCGCCGUGCUUAACGGGUCGUCUUCCUCGUCUUCGACGGCGGCUCCGACGACAGCCUCACCUGCCCUCAGCUGCUCCUCGCCCGCCGCGCUUGAGGAGUUGGGCUCGUACGCGCCUUCCUCGAAGGCCCCCCUCUUCACCGCCACCGUGUCCUCGGCGGGGACUUGGGCCACGCUUUCCUCGUCGACCUUCACCACCGGCGACUGCGAGGCGGCCUCGAGGGAGAUCUUCGCCCCCCUGUCUGCCACUUCCGUUGCGUCCUUGAUGGCGCCCACCUCCUCCUCCUCCUCUUUGCAGGCGCAGACCAAUGCUUCCGCCACCGACCAAGCAAGGCCGUCUUCAUCUUCUGGCCCUUCGGUGACGCCGUCAGAAUGGUGGGAGAGCCAGAUACCCUUUCUAAUUGAAGAGCUGCAGGACAGUGGUAUUCAGGAAGACGAUGCAGCAGAGCAGGCUUGUGGCCCUUCGGUGACGCCGUCAGAAUGGUGGGAGAGCCAGAUACCCUUUCUAAUUGAAGAGCUGCAGGACGGUGGUAUUCAGGAAGACGAUGAAGCAGAGCAGGAUGAAGCCAGAGCAUUAUUUGCUGAAAGUGGAGAUGAUGAGGAUGAGCUCCUUACCUGUUUGCCAACUCCUGUUGCAGCAUCCGAUGUUAGACGUUCAAGAUCUUUGACCAGGAUGUGUCGUAGAGGGAUAACUAUUGGACAAAUUUUGGCAUCUCAGCUUGGUCUCACUUCUUCGCACCUAGGAUCUAACCUAGUAUAUCUCAAGGAAGAAGUUGAUGUCGCCAAGUUAUAUUUUAGACACAUGAGCGAGUUUAGGUCCAAUGGGAAAGGUUGUGUAGCACGGAUGGCUAACAAAUCUGCGAAAAUCUCCAAAACAGUAAGUUCUUAGGGGGUGCUGGCUCAGCCUUGUCGUAUGGAGGGUCAGCUUUCAGUUCGGUGGGAUUCUUUCUCCAGAGGAUGCAUCCUGAAGCUCAGACUGGUGGGCUAAUCAAUGGAGUGAUCACAGUUGAAUCCAUUGAAGAAGCGCAGAAUGUGCUGACAUACUGGAUUGAUUCAAAGGAGCCACUUCUUGUAGAUGUACCAGCUGCCAUGGACGCUGACGUAGCUCAGAAGAUACUGAACCUAUUCAAGUCUGCAGGAGCACUAGAACUGGUGGAGAAGUCAACGGUUUUGAUGCAGAAAGUCUUCAACGGGCUUGACGAUCCUUCAGAUUGGGACAUGGUGUAGUUCCUCUUGAAGUAGUGCCAAUGUGCAGAAAAUGAAAUUGACAGACUGUAGUAGUUUAUCCAUACAUCUCCUCUGUAUUCAUCUUUGAUAAAAUUGGUACUGAACUGCCCAUCCCUUGUCAUUUCUUUGCUUCAUCUUUUGAUGUUUAGAUUUAGGGAUGAAGCAAAGAAAUGACAGCUGGUUCACCGGUACAGCUUGAAACAGGCUGUCGAGUUCAAUAAAAUGACAAGGUUGUUUCGAAA